UAGAACGUUGCUCAGUUGCGGUGAAGAUGUUUCUGCUGGUGGUCCUGAUCUCCGCGGGAACUCUUGUGCGAUCGUCAAACUCUAUGGCGAUCAACUCCAGUGAAGUUGUGCCCUCUGUGGCUAGUGGCAACUUCAAGGACUGUUUUACUUCUGCUGGACUAGUGGAGUGCUUCAAAAGUGUAGCGGUGCAAACGCUGAACAGAGCAAUCGAUAGCAAUGUGGCAAUUCAAGUGACGCGGUUCUUGGUGAUCAAGAAAAACCCGGACUAUCAACCAGACACCAUUGAAGAACGAACUCCCCACAUCAGCUGGGCCACCGUGCUAUCCCGCAUACGUGACUUCAUCAGUUCCCGGACGUUCCAGCUGAGUCUGACCAGCCCGGAUGGCGUCUCGUCCCUGCUGCCGUCCCUGACCCCAGAAGGUCGCGGAAAGAAGCACAAACACAAACAACAGGGUGGAAUGUACAUGAUGGGUGGCGUCGCCUUUAUGGCCAUGGUCGCCCAACUGGUCCUCGGGAAGGUGGCCCUGCUGGCCGCGAUGGCCCUCAUCAUGGCCAAAAUCGCGCUGGUUUUCUCCACGCUGAAUGGCUUCAAGAAGGCGGCUAGCGGUGGAGGAGGUGGAGGUGGCGGGGACCAUGGGUACGUGUACGAGCAUGGUGGUUCCGGAGGAGGGGGUGGAGGAGGCUGGCAGAGGAGUAUUGAGCCGAAGAGACAGGGAUCGAACGGAGCUGGGAGUGGACCGGAAUAUUACGAUGACCAGGCGGCGCCGUACAGGAAACGUCGACCGGAUUAUGACUACCGGGAUCCGCUGGAUGGGGCUUGA
Molecule: messenger RNA, 821 nt
Organism: Culex pipiens pallens (northern house mosquito)
Lineage: Eukaryota; Metazoa; Arthropoda; Insecta; Diptera; Culicidae
Exons: 2
Coding region: 27-821 (264 amino acids)
Source: RefSeq, a predicted model, not a curated record